Molecule: messenger RNA, 815 nt
Organism: Cuscuta epithymum
Lineage: Eukaryota; Viridiplantae; Streptophyta; Magnoliopsida; Solanales; Convolvulaceae
Source: the annotation of a GenBank genome assembly
GCACCUUCAUGAAAACAUGGUUGAACUGGGGGAGAUGCCUGUACAGUUUGGGACUUCUGCUGCCAUAGCAUGCCCAAAGAGGCUAUCAGAUGAAUCGGUGACUAGAAGGUCUCAAUAUAUUUCAGAUAUUUUAAGUGCAGCCUUACCUGGACAGAUCACCUUGAUCCCGUAUAAUGCAGGCGACCAUUGGGUGUUGGGUGCCAUUGAUCUUGAAAUGAGUAGGAUCUACUACUUGGAUUCAAUUGGAGAUACUCCAGCUGCUGAUUUUGAGCUUAUUAUGAAUCAGGGAGUAAAGAUCUAUCAGGCCGCAAAGUCAAAUAAGAGACUAACAUGGAGUUGGUUAACUGUAACGUGCCCAAAGCAAAAAGGUUCAAUUGAAUGUGGCUACUUCGUGAUGAAGUAUAUCAAGGAUAUUGUGGGCAAUGUGAAUGUGUUGAAGAACAAUUUUUCUGCAAUUAUGGACUAUUCUGAACAUGACAUCCUUCAAAUACGGGAGGAGUGGGCUUCGUAUGCAGCAACUUUGGUGAAAGAUUGAAUGAACUUUGGGGCUGCAAAUGUGUUCAAGGAAAGGCCAGCUGGUGAAAAAAUGUGAAGAACUUUCGGGAAAAAAUGUUGUGUUAUGAUGUAGUUGGGAAAACUAAGCAUGGUUGUGAACCAUUGUUGUAAUGCUUUUGUGAUGAUGUAUUAUUAUGCUAGGAGUGUUGUGAAACUUUAACAAUGGCAUGGUAUACUCUGGUGUAGUUUGGAUUGGCUAGCUUAUUUUGACUUUAAUAGCUAGCUUGAUGAUCAUUUUGAAAUAUUGUGACUUUGAUAAG